Messenger RNA from Balaenoptera acutorostrata (minke whale), 6759 nucleotides. It is a transcript of the gene DOCK11, whose product is annotated as dedicator of cytokinesis 11. Bases 154 to 6417 code for a protein of 2087 amino acids. NCBI's taxonomy places the organism in Eukaryota, Metazoa, Chordata, Mammalia, Artiodactyla, Balaenopteridae. The transcript is spliced from 54 exons. Gene Ontology annotation, biological process: positive regulation of filopodium assembly; small GTPase-mediated signal transduction; marginal zone B cell differentiation. Gene Ontology annotation, molecular function: guanyl-nucleotide exchange factor activity. The record is from RefSeq and is a predicted model, not a curated record.
GCAGCGGAGGGCGGGAGGGAGGAGCAGCGGGAGACGCGCCGCCGCCAAGCUGCGAUGUGGCCGGCCGGCGAGUAAACACUUGGAGCAGCAGCGGCCGCGGCCGCCCCGGCCCGGGGCAGUGAACACGCCAGCCGAGACCUGCCCGCCGCUGCCAUGGCCGAAGUGCGCAAAUUCACCAAGCGGCUCAGCAAGCCCGGCACGGCGGCCGAGCUCCGGCAGAGCGUGUCGGAGGCCGUACGGGGCUCCGUAGUGCUGGAAAAGACCAAAGUUGUUGAGCCCUUGGACUAUGAGAAUGUUAUCACCCAAAGAAAAACCCAGAUUUACAGCGACCCCCUCCGAGACCUGCUUAUGUUUCCAAUGGAAGAUAUAUCUAUCUCGGUGAUAAGUCGUCAGCGCAGAACGGUGCAGUCCACUGUACCAGAAGAUGGUGAGAAGAGGGCCCAGAGUUUGUUUGUCAAAGAGUGUAUUAAAACCUAUAGCACAGAUUGGCAUGUGGUAAACUACAAGUAUGAAGACUUCUCUGGGGACUUUCGAAUGUUGCCAUGCAAAUCUCUGCGACCAGAAAAGAUUCCCAAUCAUGUGUUUGAGAUUGAUGAGGACUGUGAGAAGGAUGAGGAUUCCUCAUCGUUAUGUUCUCAGAAGGGCGGUGUGAUAAAACAAGGCUGGUUGCAUAAAGCCAAUGUAAAUAGCACCAUCACGGUUACCAUGAAGGUGUUCAAGAGACGGUAUUUUUACUUAACCCAGCUUCCUGAUGGUUCGUAUAUUCUCAAUUCCUAUAAAGAUGAGAAAAAUUCAAAAGAAUCUAAAGGUUGCAUCUACUUGGACGCCUGCAUUGAUGUUGUUCAGUGCCCCAAAAUGCGCCGUCAUGCUUUUGAACUCAAGAUGUUAGAUAAGUAUAGCCAUUAUCUGGCUGCUGAAACUGAGCAGGAAAUGGAGGAAUGGUUGAUAACUUUGAAAAAGAUUAUUCAGAUCAAUACCGACAGUUUAGUGCAAGAGAAAAAGGAGACGGUAGAGACAGCACAAGAUGAUGAAACUAGCAGCCAAGGAAAAGCCGAGAACAUCAUGGCCAGUUUGGAACGGAGCAUGCAUCCGGAACUGAUGAAGUAUGGAAGAGAAACUGAACAGCUGAACAAACUCAGUAGAGGAGAUGGAAGACAGAACCUCUUUUCUUUUGACUCGGAAGUUCAGAGGUUGGACUUUUCAGGAAUUGAACCUGAUAUAAAGCCAUUCGAGGAAAAGUGCAAUAAACGUUUCCUGGUAAAUUGCCAUGAUUUAACGUUCAAUAUCUUGGGUCAAGUUGGAGACAAUGCAAAAGGACCACCCACAAACGUUGAACCCUUUUUUAUCAAUCUUGCCUUAUUUGAUGUGAAGAACAAUUGUAAGAUUUCAGCUGACUUCCACGUAGACCUGAAUCCCGCAUCUGUCCGUGAAAUGCUGUGGAGCCCUUCAACCCAACUGGCUAGUGACGGAAACCCAAGAGGCUCUUCACCGGAGUCUUUCAUUCAUGGAAUUGCUGAAUCUCAGUUACGCUACAUAAGGCAGGGAAUUUUCUCAGUGACGAAUCCACAUCCUGAAAUUUUCCUGGUUGCGAGAAUUGAAAAGGUGCUCCAGGGAAACAUCACGCACUGUGCAGAACCCUACAUCAAAAAUUCCGACCCGGCAAAGACAGCCCAGAAGGUACACAGGACAGCUAAGCAAGUGUGUAGCCGCCUUGGACAAUACAGAAUGCCCUUUGCCUGGGCUGCCAGACCCAUUUUCAAAGAUAUUCAAGGUUCUCUGGACCUGGAUGGGAGAUUUUCUCCUUUGUAUAAACAAGACAGUAGCAAGCUUUCAAAUGAAGACAUUCUCAAGUUGCUCUCGGAAUACAAGAAGCCAGAGAAGACCAAGUUGCAGAUUAUUCCUGGGCAGCUAAACAUCACAGUAGAAUGUGUUCCUGUGGACUUAUCAAACUGUAUUACGUCUUCAUAUGUGCCCCUGAAGCCUUUUGAAAAGAAUUGUCAAAAUAUUACUGUGGAAGUUGAAGAGUUUGUUCCAGAAAUGACAAAAUAUUGUUAUCCAUUUACUAUUUACAAAAACCAUCUAUAUGUAUAUCCCUUGCAGUUAAAAUACGAUAGCCAGAAAACAUUUGCCAAGGCAAGGAACAUCGCAGUCUGUGUGGAAUUCCGGGAUUCAGAUGAAAGUGACGCUAGCGCUCUAAAGUGUAUUUAUGGAAAACCUGCGGGGCCUGUUUUUACCACAAACGCUUAUGCUGUUGUCUCGCAUCACAACCAAAAUCCAGAGUUCUAUGAUGAGAUUAAAAUUGAGCUUCCCAUUCACCUGCAUCAAAAACAUCAUUUGCUUUUCACUUUUUAUCAUGUAAGUUGUGAAAUUAACACAAAGGGAACAACCAAAAAGCAGGAUACAGUUGAAACUCCAGUUGGCUUUGCCUGGGUACCUUUGCUGAAGGAUGGUAGAAUCAUCACAUUUGAGCAGCAGCUGCCAGUUUCCGCUAAUCUUCCCCCAGGCUACUUGAAUCUGAAUGAUGCCGAAUCAAGAAGGCAGUCUAAUGUGGAUAUUAAGUGGGUAGAUGGUGCAAAGCCUUUGUUGAAGAUUAAAAGUCACUUGGAGUCUACCAUUUAUACUCAAGAUCUACAUGUGCACAAAUUCUUCCAUCAUUGCCAGCUUAUUCAGUCAGGCUCGAAAGAAGUUCCAGGGGAGCUCAUUAAAUAUUUAAAGUGUUUGCAUGCCAUGGAGAUCCAAGUUAUGAUACAGUUUCUACCUGUAAUUCUUAUGCAACUCUUCCGAGUUCUCACAAAUAUGACCCAUGAAGAUGACGUGCCUAUCAACUGCACCAUGGUUCUCUUACAUAUCGUAUCAAAGUGCCAUGAAGAAGGCUUGGAUAAUUAUUUAAGAUCCUUCAUAAAGUAUAGCUUCCGACCUGAAAAACCCAGUGUUCCUCAGGCCCAGCUGAUACAUGAAACUCUGGCUACUACGAUGAUAGCGGUAUUGAAACAGUCUGCAGACUUUUUAGCAAUAAACAAACUGCUAAAGUACUCAUGGUUUUUCUUUGAAAUUAUUGCAAAGUCUAUGGCCACAUACUUGUUGGAAGAGAAUAAAAUUAAGCUUCCCAGAGGCCAGAGAUUUUCUGAGGCAUAUCAUCAUGUCUUACAUUCAUUGCUUCUUGCAAUAAUUCCUCACGUGACUAUUCGCUAUGCAGAGAUUCCUGAUGAGUCCAGAAACGUCAAUUAUAGUUUGGCUAGCUUCCUGAAGCGCUGUCUGACACUAAUGGAUAGAGGAUUUGUUUUCAAUUUGAUAAAUGACUAUAUAUCUGGAUUCAGCCCCAAAGAUCCUAAGGUCCUGGCUGAAUACAAGUUUGAAUUUCUGCAAACAGUUUGCAAUCACGAACAUUACAUUCCUCUGAAUUUGCCAAUGGCAUUUGCAAAACCUAAACUUCAGCGAGUUCAAGAUUUUUUUUCAUUUGCGGUGGACCGUUUGACUUCAGUAGAUUCAAAUCUUGAAUACAGUUUAUCAGAUGAGUAUUGCAAGCAUCACUUCUUGGUUGGUCUACUUCUGAGGGAAACCUCCAUCGCUCUUCAAGACAAUUAUGAGAUCAGAUAUACAGCUAUCUCUGUCAUAAAGAAUCUUUUGAUAAAACAUGCAUUUGACACUAGAUACCAGCACAAGAACCAACAAGCCAAAAUAGCACAAUUGUACCUCCCAUUUGUUGGACUGCUUUUGGAAAAUAUACAGCGAUUAGCGGGUCGAGAUACCUUGUAUUCUUGUGCAGCCAUGCCUAAUUCUGCAUCCAGAGAUGAGUUUGCGUGUGGCUUCGCUUCACCUACAAGUAGAGGGAGUCUGAGCACUGACAAAGACACCGCUUAUGGGUCUUUUCAAAAUGGACACGGAAUUAAGAGGGAAGAUUCGAGAGGUUCGCUCAUCCCAGAAGGAGCAACAGGAUUUCCAGAUCAGGGCAGCACUGGUGAAAAUAUUCGGCAGAGUUCUGCAAGGAGUAGUGUAUCUCAGUAUAACCGAUUGGAUCAGUAUGAAAUCAGAAGCCUCUUGAUGUGCUAUUUGUAUAUAGUAAAAAUGAUUUCUGAAGAUACACUCUUAACUUACUGGAAUAAAGUAUCUCCCCAGGAGCUCAUAAACAUUCUUAUACUUCUAGAAGUAUGUUUGUUUCACUUUAGAUAUAUGGGGAAAAGAAACAUAGCAAGGGUGCAUGAUGCCUGGAUGUCAAAACACUUUGGAAUAGACCGAAAAUCGCAAACCAUGCCAGCUCUUCGAAACAGAUCAGGAAUAAUGCAGGCCCGGCUUCAACAUCUUAGUAGCCUGGAAAGUUCAUUUACACUUAAUCACAGUUCUGCAACAACUGAAGCAGACAUUUUCCAUCAGGCACUUCUUGAAGGCAAUACUGCUACUGAAGUUUCCCUAACAGUACUAGAUACCAUAUCAUUUUUCACCCAGUGCUUCAAGAGCCAACUUUUAAAUAAUGAUGGCCACAACCCGUUAAUGAAAAAAGUAUUUGAUAUUCAUCUUGCUUUUCUUAAAAAUGGGCAAUCUGAAGUGUCGCUGAAACAUGUCUUUGCCUCACUGCGAGCUUUCAUUAGUAAGUUUCCCUCAGCCUUUUUCAAAGGAAGGGUAAACAUGUGUGCUGCAUUUUGCUAUGAGGUUUUAAAGUGCUGCACAUCAAAGAUUAGCUCAACCAGGAAUGAAGCCUCUGCACUUUUGUAUCUUCUGAUGAGAAACAACUUUGAGUAUACCAAAAGGAAAACCUUUUUGAGGACACAUCUGCAGAUUAUCAUUGCUGUAAGCCAGCUGAUAGCUGAUGUAGCACUAAGCGGAGGAUCGAGAUUUCAGGAGUCUUUAUCCAUUAUCAGUAAUUUUGCAAAUAGUGACAGACCUAUGAAGGCAACUGCUUUUCCCACAGAAGUUAAAGACUUGACCAAGAGAAUCCGUACUGUUCUUAUGGCCACUGCUCAAAUGAAGGAGCAUGAGAAAGACCCCGAAAUGCUAAUUGAUCUCCAGUAUAGCUUAGCCAAGUCCUAUGCAAGUACCCCAGAGCUCAGGAAAACCUGGCUUGAUAGCAUGGCGAAGAUUCAUAUAAAAAAUGGAGAUUUUUCAGAGGCAGCAAUGUGUUAUGUCCAUGUAGCAGGUUUGGUUGCAGAGUUUCUUCAUCGAAAAAAAUUAUUCCCUAAUGGAUGUUCAGCCUUCAAGAAAAUUACUCCCAAUAUAGAUGAAGAAGGAGCAAUGAAAGAAGAUGCUGGAAUGAUGGACGUCCAUUAUAGUGAAGAAGUUUUGCUGGAGUUGCUAGAACAAUGUGUGGAUGGCUUAUGGAAAGCAGAACGUUAUGAAGUAAUUUCUGAAAUUUCCAAGUUGAUCAUUCCAAUUUAUGAGAAACGUCGAGAAUUCGAGAAACUUACUCAAGUUUAUAGAACUCUUCAUGGAGCUUACACAAAAAUUUUGGAGGUUAUGCACACAAAAAAAAGACUUUUAGGCACUUUCUUCAGAGUUGCCUUUUAUGGCCAAUCUUUUUUUGAAGAAGAGGAUGGAAAGGAGUACAUCUAUAAAGAGCCAAAGCUCACUGGCCUCUCGGAGAUUUCCCUGAGACUUGUUAAACUUUAUGGUGAAAAAUUUGGUACAGAGAAUGUCAAAAUAAUUCAGGAUUCAGACAAGGUAAAUGUCAAAGAGCUUGAUCCCAAAUAUGCUCAUAUCCAAGUCACUUAUGUGAAGCCCUACUUUGAUGACAAAGAACUCACAGAAAGAAAAACUGAGUUUGAAAGAAACCAUAAUGUCAACAGAUUUGUUUUUGAGGCUCCUUAUACAUUAUCAGGCAAAAAGCAAGGCUGUAUAGAAGAACAGUGCAAACGCCGUACGAUCUUAACUACUUCAAACUCAUUUCCAUAUGUGAAGAAGAGGAUCCCUAUAAACUAUGAACAGCAGAUUAAUUUAAAGCCAAUUGAUGUUGCUACUGAUGAAAUAAAAGAUAAAACUGCAGAGCUGCAGAAGCUUUGCUCUUCUGCUGACGUGGACAUGAUUCAGCUCCAACUUAAAUUGCAGGGCUGUGUUUCAGUGCAGGUAAAUGCAGGUCCGUUAGCAUAUGCAAGGGCUUUCUUAAAUGACAGUCAAGCUAGCAAGUAUCCACCUAAGAAAGUAAAUGAGUUGAAAGACAUGUUUAGGAAGUUCAUCCAAGCAUGCAGCAUUGCACUGGAACUAAACGAGCGGCUAAUUAAAGAGGAUCAGAUUGAGUACCAUGAAGGGCUAAAGUCAAAUUUCAGAGACAUGGUAAAAGAAUUGUCUGACAUUAUUCACGAGCAGAUAUUACAAGAAGACACAAUGCAUUCUCCCUGGAUGAGCAACACGUUACACGUAUUUUGUGCAAUUAGUGGCACGUCGAGUGACAGAGGUUAUGGUUCCCCAAGAUACGCUGCUGAAAUAUGAGGACAUACAGAUGUAAAGUGAUAACAAGAAUGAACCUUCUCAGGAAUAUUUUGAGCUGUGCAAAUGUUAAAAUUUAAGGAUUUGAUAUACAUGGAGUGUUUUCUUCCUGACACCAAAAUUUUCAUGCUUUCAAACAGGGUGCUUACAUAUUUGUAAAUAUUUAAGCAACUUGAAAGUGCCUGGAAAAUUGCACCACUGUGCUUGGUUUGUACUUUUUUAGGUAAAUCUAUAUACUGAGAAGUAGAGCUCAAAAACAUUAAUUCGAUUUGCUUAAUUGUUGCUUAAAAUAAUAAUGGUACUGUGUAAAAUUGUAUAAUGGAACACAAUAAAAGGUAAAACUUA